UGGAGCAGGACGCGCUUUGCUUUGCGCGUGAAUGGACCGUCCACCUCCCAACCCUCCAUAAGACACUCGACUUUUGAAAUGCCUUCGCUGAAUGUGACAGCCGUGCACACCAUGGCUGAGGUCGGGUCUUUUCUGGGGACACUCGACUUGGAUUUACAGAGUUUCCCUGCGCUCGGGACGGUUCCUCUGGUGGAGUCUCCGGGCGGCCUGAAUGAGCGUCUGGGGCAGAUAGAAGGGAGGCUGCAGCGGGGCUCGCCCACGGACUUCGGACACCUCAAAGGGAUCCUCAGGCGGCGGCAGCUUUACUGCAGGACCGGCUUCCAACUAGAAAUAUUCCCCAACGGGACAGUGCACGGGACACGGCAGGACCACAGCAGAUUCGGUAUACUGGAGUUCAUCAGUCUGGCGGUCGGCCUGGUCAGUAUCAGGGGAGUGGACGCUGGACUUUACCUGGGCAUGAACGAGAAAGGAGAGCUCUAUGGGUCGAAGAAGCUGACGGCCGAGUGCGUGUUCAGGGAGCAGUUUGAGGAGAACUGGUACAACACGUACGCGUCGACUCUUUACAAACACACGGACACGGGACGAUUUUACUACGUCGCCCUGAACAAAGAUGGCUCCCCCAGAGAAGGGAGUCGGACUAAAAGACACCAGAAACUCACACAUUUCUUACCCAGACCGGUGGAGAUCGAGCGGAUACCGCAGGCGUACAGGGACUCGUUCCAGUACAGGUGACCGCGGCCGUCCGAGGGGUCAGAGGGGACGAGCUGGUGUGAAGAUGCUGGACCUGCCAUGAAACUGUUUAUUCAAGAUGGAGCUGGUUUCAAACCUCCUGAAGUCACUUUGUGAAGCCUCUGCCAAGUUUGUGGAGCACGGACAUAAACACGACGAGAGG
Molecule: messenger RNA, 892 nt
Organism: Periophthalmus magnuspinnatus
Lineage: Eukaryota; Metazoa; Chordata; Actinopteri; Gobiiformes; Gobiidae
Gene: fgf16
Product: fibroblast growth factor 16
Exons: 3
Coding region: 79-732 (217 amino acids)
Biological process (GO): fibroblast growth factor receptor signaling pathway; animal organ morphogenesis; positive regulation of cell population proliferation
Cellular component (GO): cytoplasm
Molecular function (GO): growth factor activity; fibroblast growth factor receptor binding
Source: RefSeq, a predicted model, not a curated record